Molecule: messenger RNA, 957 nt
Organism: Triticum turgidum subsp. durum (durum wheat)
Lineage: Eukaryota; Viridiplantae; Streptophyta; Magnoliopsida; Poales; Poaceae
Source: the annotation of a GenBank genome assembly
AUGCCGCCGCCGGCGACCCCUGCCCCUAGCGCUACCGUGCACCCAUGCUUGAGGACGCACGGAAAAGAGGUCGCUAGGCUGCACCUGUUCGACUGGAUCGUGCUGCUCCUGCUUGUCGCCACGAUUGGUUUGCUGGGCCUGGUCCAGCCGUUCCACCGCUUCGUGUCCCAGGACAUGAUGGCGGACCUCCGGUACCCCAUGAAGCGCAGCACCGUGCCCGACUGGGCCGUGCCGGUUAUUGCCGUCGUUGUGCCGAUGGUUUUCAUCGUUGGGAUAUACAUCAAGAGGAGGAACGUCUAUGACCUGCAUCACGCCAUCCUUGGCCUCCUGUUUUCCGUCCUUAUAACUGCUAUCGUGACCGUUGCGAUCAAGGACGCGGUUGGUCGGCCGCGCCCGGACUUCUUUUGGCGCUGCUUUCCCGACGGAGUGCCGAAGUACGACAACGUCACCGGAGAUGUGAUAUGCCACGGUAAACCAGGCGCGAUCAAAGAGGGGUACAAGAGCUUCCCGAGUGGGCAUGCUUCAGGCGCAUUUGCUGGGCUUGGAUUCCUGUCAUGGUACCUGGCCGGCAAAAUGAAGGCUUUUGAUCGAAGAGGACACAUCGCCAAGCUCUGCAUCGUUCUUCUGCCUCUCCUUUCCGCGACGAUGGUUGCGGUAUCGCGGGUGACGGACUACUGGCACCACUGGCAGGAUGUGUUUGCUGGUGGAGUCCUUGGAUGGGUGGUUGCUUCAUUUUGCUACCUUCAGUUCUUUCCACCACCCUACAGUGAACAUGGAGUUUGGCCUCAUGCGUACUUGGAGCACAUUCGUCGUCCGGAGGGUGAAAUGCAUGUGCAAUCAACAACAAACUCGAAUAUGCACCAUAACUCACUGCCACUUGAUCUUUCUGGAUCAAAUGAGACGAGAACCACCAGCCAUGCACUGGAUUCCAUGGAAGAAGGGAGCAGAGAUCAGUGA